UUUUUCCUCAGUUGAGAAGACACAAAACUCUCGAAUUCUAUUGGCCAAACAACAUCAUCUAUUAACAUUUCAUCAUGCAAUAAAAAAGACGAAGCAACAAAGCAAAGAAACUGAAAAACCGUGAAAACAAUCACUUCAUACUGCAACUUCUCACGCGCCUCUCUGUAACUUCCGCCACCACUUCCGGCACAAAUCGCCACCGCUUCCGGAACAAAUCGCCACCACGUCACGGUGUCUACAAUCUCCGGCCAUCGGCUAAUUGUGGUUCAGAGCUUGCAUUGUUCUACACGUAAGAUUUGCAUAACGGGUCUAGUGGUAGAGAAGGAAAUGAAUUUUGCUAUGGUGGGUUAGGUUUCUAGUCUGAGGAAUCCCGGAGAUAGGGAAUUGUAGAUUACGAGGUUGCUUGUGAGUGAUGAUGAUGAUGGGUUUGUUAAGUACUAAAAACAAGCACGUGAACAUUUUAAUUAUUGGUGUAAAAUGGUUUCCUUUGAGAUGAAUGAUCGCAAGAAGAUUGGAUUGGGAUUAACGGGCUUUGGUAUAUUUUUCUCAUUCCUUGGCAUUAUAUUCUUCUUCGACAAGGGUUUGCUAGCAAUGGGAAAUAUCCUCUUUGUUUCUGGAGUAUCCCUGACCAUUGGACUGAAAUCCACCAUGCAAUUUUUCAUGAAACGUAGUAAUUUCAAGGGGACAGUUUCAUUUGGGAUAGGAUUCUUGAUUCUUAUAUUGGGAUGGCCUAUUUUGGGCAUGAUUGUGGAAUCUUAUGGGUUCCUCGUACUCUUCAGUGGCUUCUGGCCUACACUGUCGGUUUUCUUGCAGAAGAUUCCUGUUCUUGGUUGGUUUGUUCAACAGCCAUAUAUUCGAUCUCUGUUUGAACGCUAUCGAGGUAGGCGGGUGCCUGUGUAACAGAUCUGGAUCUGUGGGAACAUUAUGUAAUUGCUAGCAAACACAUGUUAGUCCAUGUAAAGAAAUUACUUGUUACAGAAACCUAACUACGAACUGUGUUCUCAUUUUAAUGGUAGAAAAUUGUCAUUAUAGUCCUUUUUAAUCAAAAGAUGGAAAAAUCAGUUCUUGCCCAGACUUUA
Messenger RNA from Medicago truncatula (barrel medic), 1079 nucleotides. RefSeq names its product vesicle transport protein GOT1. The record is from RefSeq and is a predicted model, not a curated record. Bases 478 to 900 code for a protein of 140 amino acids. The transcript is spliced from 8 exons. Lineage: Eukaryota; Viridiplantae; Streptophyta; Magnoliopsida; Fabales; Fabaceae. Gene Ontology annotation, biological process: retrograde transport, endosome to Golgi; endoplasmic reticulum to Golgi vesicle-mediated transport.